AUGGUGGGCUUUAUGAGCUCCUUUCUACCCAUCUUCCUCAUAUUCCUCUUUCUUCUUCAGAUGCCUGUGUGGGGCAUAGAACAAUUUGUGGUUCUUGGACCAACUGAACCAAUUGUAGCUUUACUGGGGACAGACAUCACACUACCCUGCCAUCUCUCACCCUCAAUGAGUGCAGAGGACAUGGAAAUCAGGUGGUUUUGCUCCCAGAUCUAUGAAACUGUGUUUGGUGUUCCAAAGAGUAUGGAACAGGCUGGAGAGAAGCUAGUGGAAUAGGGGAGGACAGAACUUAUAAGUGACUUCGUUACUGAGGGGAGUUUGGCUGUGAAGAUCUACAAUGUCCAAAUGUCAGACAAUGGAGAGUAUUGGUUUUUUAAAAAAGGCAAUGUACAGCAAGAAGCAAUUUUAGAAGUGAACGUGGCAGUGACUGUGACUGUGGAUCCAAAUCCUGCUUAUCUCAUUGUCUAUGAAAAGGGGAAGGGAACAACUCUGAUUCAAACAAAAAAGGACCAUUCAGAAGUAAAAAACUGCAGUGUCCUGGGCAAGGAGCCCAUCAACUCUGGAAGAUAUUACUGGGAGGUGGAGGUGGAGGUGGAAACUGCAAAUAAAGCCACUUGGAGUCUUGGUAUUUGUGGAGAAAAUUUAAACAGGAAAGGGCAGAUCAGAGAAUGCCCAGAAAAGGGUUUCUGGAUGCUAGGAUGCUAUGGAGGGGAAAUUCAGGCAAUGAUGGAUCAAAACUUGGGGAAAGAGUCUAUAUCCCUUGUGCAUCCUCCACAUGUGGGUAUUUUCCUGGACCAUGAGGCAGGAGACAUCUCAUUUUAUACCAUGUCAGAUGGGUCUCACGUAUACAACUUUCCUACAGUCUCCUUCUCUGGCCCUGUUGUGAUGAAAUAA
Molecule: messenger RNA, 891 nt
Organism: Dromiciops gliroides (monito del monte)
Lineage: Eukaryota; Metazoa; Chordata; Mammalia; Microbiotheria; Microbiotheriidae
Product: butyrophilin subfamily 1 member A1-like
Biological process (GO): regulation of cytokine production; T cell receptor signaling pathway
Cellular component (GO): external side of plasma membrane
Molecular function (GO): signaling receptor binding
Source: RefSeq, a predicted model, not a curated record